AGACCGGCUUCGAGCGCGGUCGACGCCCACACCUUUCAGGACGUUCUCUGGGAGAAACUGAGGACCGCUUUUACGAGGCGCAAAGACCCCGUGGCCUGUGUAAGGGCGCGGCCUGACCUGGGAAAGCCUUGAGACUGAGGCUAUCAUUUGGAAGCAAUGAGUUUAAAACCCUUCACCUACCCGUUUCCAGAGACGAGGUUUCUUCAUGCAGGACCCAAUGUGUAUAAAUUCAAAAUCAGAUAUGGCAACAGCAUCAGAGGGGAAGAGAUAGAAGACAAGGAAGUCAUCCUCAAGGAGCUGGAGGAUUCUAUUCGUGUGGUCUUGGGAAACUUGGACAAUCUGCAGCCAUUUGCUACAGAACACUUCAUUAUAUUUCCCUAUAAAAGCAAAUGGGAGAGAGUGUCCCACCUGAAAUUCAAAAAUGGGGAAAUCGGCUUGGUCCCCUAUCCAUUUGUUUUCACUCUGUACGUGGAGAUGAAAUGGUUUCAUGAAAACCUGUCACCUGGGAAACCAGUAAAUGACAGUUCUCUUGGAUUGGUGCCGGCGGAGAGGAGAGCAGCGAGAGCCGUGAUGCGGAAGCGAGCCCGAGUGGGGGUGUCCAGCCCCCCGCCCCAGCCAGGGCUGGACAGGGCCAAGAUGGGGAUUUCCAGCCAAGGCCCCAGCAGAAAGAGGCCCCUAAUGGAAACCAAGAGGAACAAGGAAAGAAAAACCCAGCAGGAAUGGCAGGAGACCCCAGCAUUUGAUGUCCCUGACGUCCAGGAACAGGAUUCUAAGUCGGGGGGCAGCCAGGCAAGGCAGAUCAUCCCCCCGUUACAGCAAAACAACCCAGCUCCACCCGAAGGACCCGCAGAGCUGGGAACCAAUGGCUUCUUUGCGUUUCUAAGCUCUCUCUUCCCGUUUCGCUAUUUCUUCGGACAGAGCAGCCAGUGAGCCUUCCAGACGCAGCAGUGGGAAGAGUGUCCUCUUGCAGUGACUCUUCCCAUUCCAUCCUCCAUGUAUGAUGUUCCGGUCAAGGGGAUGCGGGCCCCAGACUCCCUGAGUCCCCUUGUGGGUUUGUCCUAUUCUUUGCCUCUUUACAGUGGAUUUUUUUUUUCAAUUUAAAACACUAAGAAAAGAAUAGAACUUUUUACAAUGUUCUAGUCUGAGAAUUGUACUGCUCUAAGGUCCAGUUUAGGUCUUUCAUCUCCAGCACUUAGGAUCCUAAUGAAAAUAAAUUAUUUAUGAACAGCUA
Suricata suricatta (meerkat) is the source of this 1231-nucleotide messenger RNA. RefSeq names its product membrane anchored junction protein (gene MAJIN). Bases 157 to 930 code for a protein of 257 amino acids. The transcript has 11 exons. Gene Ontology annotation, molecular function: DNA binding. Gene Ontology annotation, cellular component: nuclear inner membrane. Lineage: Eukaryota; Metazoa; Chordata; Mammalia; Carnivora; Herpestidae. The record is from RefSeq and is a predicted model, not a curated record. Gene Ontology annotation, biological process: meiotic attachment of telomere to nuclear envelope; homologous chromosome pairing at meiosis.